CAGAAAUGGAGAGCACGUGAGGCUGCAGAAGGAGUCAACUCGACGUCUUCUGCAGAUAAAACCAUGUAAAGAUGAGAGGAGUGGAACACAGCAUGGUCUUCUGGUGCUAUACUAAUUCCAAUUCAUGGCUUUAGAACAUUGCACCCAAUUUGUGAACAAACAGCACCACCUUCCGUUCCACGAUGCCUCGGUCUUUUUUGGUGAAAAGCAAGAAGAGUGCAUCUUACAGCAGCCACAGGGUGGUUGAGGGAGACCACCCCGACCUGCAAAGUUCACUGGACGCUGUUCACAGCACAAAGCAGCUCCCGUCGGACCACCAGGAGCAGGACUCUCCCUCGGAGCGCACGCUGGAGGGGCGGCCCUCUCCCUCGGAGCCCUGCACCUACAUCAAGCACGAGCAGGAGUCAGCGCACACGUUACUGCCUCCCCCAGAGACCACCAUGGCCCCCAUCAUCUCCGGAGCCCCGUACUACACCUCAGAGCCCCAGAUUCCUGACUACCCCACUUACUACAAGCCUUCAGUGGCAUGGGAGCCCAUGCGCCCCUCCUUUGAAUUCCGACAGGUGGGCUUCACCAGCUCCCUGCUGCAGCACGCCAGCACCCUCUACGGGACGCACAUUAAGCAGAGUCCGGAGCCGCCGCAAGCAAUGGAUUGCAAGACCCAUUACUCGCCCACCUCUGACACUUACCACUGCAUCACCUGUGACAAGGUGUUCUCAACCCCCCACGGGCUCGAGGUGCACGUCCGCCGCUCUCACAGCGGCACCAGACCCUUCGGCUGCAGCAUCUGCCGCAAGACGUUUGGCCACGCAGUCAGCCUGGAGCAGCAUAUGAACGUCCACUCGCAGGAGAGGAGCUUUGAGUGCAAGAUGUGUGGGAAGACUUUCAAGCGCUCGUCCACCCUGUCCACACACCUGCUCAUCCACUCGGACACACGACCGUACCCCUGUCAGUACUGCGGCAAGCGUUUCCACCAAAAGUCCGACAUGAAGAAACACACCUACAUCCACACAGGAGAGAAGCCCCACAAGUGCCAGGUGUGCGGAAAGGCGUUCAGUCAGAGCUCCAACCUCAUCACCCACAGCCGCAAGCACACGGGGUUCAAGCCCUUCGGGUGCGAGAUCUGCGCCAAGGGCUUCCAGCGCAAGGUGGACCUUCGGCGGCACCACGAGAGCCAGCACGGCCUCAAGUAGGACAGCAGGGAUGCCGCAUGCAGACAACCGGGUUGAGUCUGUCCAAGAUGCAGGCAGAAGUACUCAACACUGGCAUUGGGGUGGCAAGUGGCACAGACCGUGAUGAAGGUCGCCCUCAAAGUCCACCCCCGGCUCCAGGAAAUGCUGUAGCAUGGACACGAGCUGUAUCUCAGCAGCACAGGAACAACAUGUAGCUCUCCAAAUAUGUGAAAUGUGUGUGUAUGUGU
Messenger RNA from Scleropages formosus (Asian bonytongue), 1420 nucleotides. It is a transcript of the gene gfi1b, whose product is annotated as growth factor independent 1B transcription repressor. Lineage: Eukaryota; Metazoa; Chordata; Actinopteri; Osteoglossiformes; Osteoglossidae. The transcript has 8 exons. Gene Ontology annotation, biological process: regulation of transcription by RNA polymerase II. Gene Ontology annotation, molecular function: DNA-binding transcription factor activity, RNA polymerase II-specific. Gene Ontology annotation, cellular component: nucleus. The record is from RefSeq and is a predicted model, not a curated record. Bases 183 to 1193 code for a protein of 336 amino acids.